This is a messenger RNA of Lolium rigidum, 1203 nucleotides long. Its product is annotated as ankyrin-3-like. Lineage: Eukaryota; Viridiplantae; Streptophyta; Magnoliopsida; Poales; Poaceae. The transcript has 11 exons. Gene Ontology annotation, molecular function: protein binding. The coding region runs from base 1 to 1203 and encodes 400 amino acids. The record is from RefSeq and is a predicted model, not a curated record.
AUGGCGGCCUUGGUGAGGAAAAAAGGGGAGAUGGCGACAGCUAUCGAACAGUACGCUCUUGAUGGUCUCCAUAUUGCUACCGAAAUUGUAGCUUCAGAUGUGGCUGAGGAGAACAAGAAGAUCCACGAAGAGGUUGAAGCAAUGACUGACGUUGCGCACCCGAAUCAUGUCGGUGGUCGUCCCAUGCUAGACCAGAUAUUCCAGGCAGUGUCCGACGGCGACUACCCGCGCUUCAAGGCUAUGGUGAUGAUUCUGGGCACCCGAACGGGAAACCUCAAGGAGACGGUGGAGUCGCUGACGGUGGAAGAUCCACGGUUGCCGGGAGCGCAAGGUUACAAUGCGCUGCACCUCGCCGCCAUUAGAGGAGGGAGGCUGGAUAUAUGCAGGUACCUGGUCGAGGAGAUCGGGGUGGAUGUGAAUAGCACCGACAAGGAAGGAGAUUGUGACAUUGUAGAACUAUUGCUCGCCAAAGGAGCUUAUGUUGACCCGCUAGCCUCUAAUGUGACGCCACUUUAUCUCGCUGCUAGGGAAGGGAAUGAUGCUGCUAUGAAGAUCUUAUUGGACCAUAAUGCAGAUUACAACAGGAUGGUAAACGGUAAGACGCCUCUUAUGCGUGCGAUGGAUAGCGCCUCAAGGAAAUGUAUGCAUCUCUUGAUCAAGGCUGGUGCUGAUAUCAUGGGAGCAGCGAUGUAUGCUGUAGAUAGUCCCAAUGCCGCGGAACUUCUUUCACCUGACUUCUUCAGUUGCGUACUGGAGGACAUUGGUAACCACCAAUAUGAUCUUGAUGCUGAUGAGCCUGUGGCUAAACGGAGAACUAGGAUAGCAAGGUUCAAGUCAUUGGGAGAUAAUUGUUUCAAGACAAAGGACUAUGUUUCUGCAGCAGGAUACUACACUCUGGCAUUGUACCUUGUUCCUGAUGAUGCUGCAAGUGCAACUUUGUUCUCAAAUAGGAGCCUUUGCUGGCUUCACAUGGGUGAUGGAGGCAAGGCUUUGCUAGACGCAGAGGAAUGCCAAAAAAAGAGGCCGGACUGGCCAAAGGCCCAUUACCGGAUGGGCACAGCUCUGAUGUUUCUGAAGGACUACCAGAGGGCCUGUGAACGAUUUUCUGAUGCUCUCAAGUUGGAUCCAGGGAGCUCUGAGAUUGAGGAUGCACUAAGGAAAGUUUCCGAGUCCUUGAAGUUGUCUCGGAGCAAGCAGGUCUGA